AUGCAGACUGCUUCUACAAAUAUUUGAAAAACUGUGCAAUAAGUCCAUCUGUGAAAUUUCCUUGCUGCUAAAUAUUCCAUGGUCAACUAUUAGUGGUUUUAUAACAAAGUAGAAGCAACUGGGAACAACAGAAACGCAGCCACAAAGUGGUAGGCCACGUAAAAUUACAGAGUGAGGUCAGCGCAUGCUGAAGCACACAGUGCACAGAAGUCACCAACUGUUUGCAGAGUCAGUAGCUAAAGACCUCCAAACUUCAUGUGGCCUUCAGAUUAGCACAACAACACUGCAUAGAGAGCUUCAUGAAAUGGGUUUCCAUGGCCGAGCAGCUGCAUCUAAGCCUUUCAUCACCAAAUGUAUUGGAAAGCAUUGGAUGCAGUAGCGUAAAGCACGCUGCAACUGGACUCUAG
Molecule: messenger RNA, 407 nt
Organism: Staurois parvus
Lineage: Eukaryota; Metazoa; Chordata; Amphibia; Anura; Ranidae
Source: the annotation of a GenBank genome assembly